This is a messenger RNA of Mytilus californianus (California mussel), 821 nucleotides long. RefSeq lists its product as uncharacterized. Gene Ontology annotation, molecular function: chloride channel activity. The transcript has 2 exons. Bases 104 to 781 code for a protein of 225 amino acids. The record is from RefSeq and is a predicted model, not a curated record. Gene Ontology annotation, biological process: chloride transport. Lineage: Eukaryota; Metazoa; Mollusca; Bivalvia; Mytilida; Mytilidae. Gene Ontology annotation, cellular component: cytoplasm; membrane.
AAUUCAAUGACAGUCAUAUAAAAAUGUGUAUUGAGAAAAGUAAAACAGUACAGAAUAGAAGGGGCAAUUCUGUUGUUAUAGCUGCUACAGGCUUUAUAUAACCAUGAGUACUAGGAGGUUUCUGUUAUAUGUUAAAGCAGCGAGUAAUGGCAAGGACAUUGGCGAUUGUCCUUUCUCCCAGAGAGUUCUGAUGUUUUGCAAAUUGAAAGUGCCAUCAGAUAAAAUAGACAUAACGACAGUUGAUAUUGCAAAUAAAUCAGACGAAUUCAUACGUCUUAAUCCUGGUGGAACAGUUCCUGUGCUUGUCGACAUUAAAAAUGAAAAUAAAGUUAUUGCCGAUUCAGCAGAUAUUACCAGAUAUUUAGAUAAUGAAUUUCCUGAAUGUGAUUGCAAAGUAGGUUAUACAGGACCCGCGCUUGAUGUAUGUUCCGGAGUUUUUCCAAAGUUAGCAUCAUUACUGAAAAAUGAAGAUCAAGAAAAAAACGAUUCCUUGAAAACUGAAUUAAUUUCGGAAUUAUCAAAAGUGAAUGAAUAUCUCAAAAGUGAUUCUCAUAAAGGCAAAUUUCUCAUUGGAGAAGAAAUGAAUGAGAUUGAUUGUAUGUUUUUGCCCCGUCUUCGACACGUCAUAGUUGCAGCAGACCACUAUGCGGGUAUCAAAAUUCCAGAUGAAAUGACUGCGUUAAAACAGUAUGUCGAUGAUGCUUACAAGACGGAGACAUUCUCUGCAACAUGUUGCCCAGAUGACGAAAUAAUAAAAGGAUGGUCAAGACAUUUCUUCUGAUUUUGAGUCUGAAAAUUAAAUUUCAUACAAACGGUUAAAA